UGCAUAGUGAGAACGGUGUCCAAAAAUUGUCAUAUUUUGCGUACAUUUUCACACAAAAAAACAUUAUAAUGUUUUAAAUCAUGAUAUUCAAACGUUUAUUACAUAAACAAAUAAGCUCUUUUUUACAUCAAUGUGAUAAAAGGUUUAUCAUCCAUAACACAUCAGAUUCAUCAUUAAAGUGGAAGAAAAUAAAAGACUUUAAAAAAGCAAUGCCGCCUCAUAGAGAAAAUCCCGUAGUAACAGUACUAGAUACUCCAGAAUUUCGAUCAAUUUUUACUCCAGAAUUAGAUGUGGUAAGAAAUCUUUUUAAGAAGUAUAAUUAUGAAUUGAGGAUAGCUGGUGGUGCAGUUCGUGACAUGCUUAUGAAAAUAACACCAAAAGAUCUUGAUUUUGCUACAACUGCAACUCCUAAUCAAAUGAAAGAAUUCUUCACAAACGAGAACAUUAGAAUGAUUAAUAUGAAUGGUGAAAGACAUGGGACUAUUACAGUUAGAAUAAACGAUGCUGCUAAUUUUGAAAUAACUACAUUGAGAAUAGAUGUUGUUACUGAUGGUAGACAUGCUGAUAUUGAAUUUACGACAGAUUGGAUACUUGAUGCGAAUAGAAGAGAUUUAACGAUAAAUUCAAUGUUCUUAGACUUUGAUGGUAGGGUUUAUGAUUAUUUCUUCGGAUAUGAUGAUUUGGAAAAAAGACGAGUUGCUUUUGUUGGAGAUGCUCAUACUAGAAUAACUGAAGACUUUCUAAGGAUUCUUCGAUACUUCAGAUUUUAUGGAAGGAUAGCUGAUCAUCCUAACAAUCACGAGGAAACGACGAUUAAGGCCAUAAAGGAUAAUGUUAGUGGGUUAGAAAGGAUUUCUGGGGAACGAAUUUGGACUGAAUGGAGUAAAAUUCUUGAGGGUAAUUUUGGAAUGGAAUUAACGAUAAAAAUGAUCGAAUGUAAUCUUGGAAAAUACAUUGGACUACCGGAGAAUAUCGAUCUUGACAAUUUUCGCCAAAUAUGUCAAAGAGCUCGGUCUAAUAAUAUGGUGCUUCAUCCAGCCACAAUGAUAGUUUCUAUGCUCAAAGAUGAGAAAGAGGUCUUGGACGCUCAUGGAAGAUUAAAAUGGUCUGGUUAUAUUAGAGAUUUAGCAUUAUUCGUCGUUUUAAAUCGAAAUAUUGAGGACUCUCAAUUGCCUUUGUUGUCGUUCAAACAACUAAUGCUGACAUCUAACAAGAGGAAAACUACUCGCGAAUAUAUCUUAGAAGUUUUUAAAUAUCAAGGAAAAUUCGAUCUUAUGAAAGAAUUUCAAGAAUGGGAAGUUCCACAUUUUCCAGUUAAGGGAGAUGAUGUGAGGUCAUAUAUUACAAAUCCUAAAAUGAUAACCAUUGUGUUGAAUGCUUUGAAGAGAAUUUGGCUGAUAGAUAAUUGUCAAACUAGUAGAGAUAGUUUGUUAGCACAAGUACCUGAUAUAAUAGCGAAUUCAGAAGAGAAAUAUAAAUCACUUAUUGACACUAAAAAAGUUUCUAAAGGAAAAAAAAAUAAAGAUGUGAUUAAUAGUUAA
Messenger RNA from Chelonus insularis, 1541 nucleotides. RefSeq names its product CCA tRNA nucleotidyltransferase 1, mitochondrial. Gene Ontology annotation, molecular function: tRNA binding; nucleotidyltransferase activity. The transcript is spliced from 2 exons. The coding region runs from base 81 to 1541 and encodes 486 amino acids. Lineage: Eukaryota; Metazoa; Arthropoda; Insecta; Hymenoptera; Braconidae. Gene Ontology annotation, cellular component: mitochondrion. The record is from RefSeq and is a predicted model, not a curated record. Gene Ontology annotation, biological process: mitochondrial tRNA 3'-end processing; tRNA 3'-terminal CCA addition.